Messenger RNA from Aspergillus novofumigatus IBT 16806, 1294 nucleotides. RefSeq lists its product as uncharacterized. The record is from RefSeq and is a predicted model, not a curated record. The transcript has 3 exons. Lineage: Eukaryota; Fungi; Ascomycota; Eurotiomycetes; Eurotiales; Aspergillaceae. Bases 266 to 1153 code for a protein of 295 amino acids.
CAAGCUUUUUAUUCCGUGCUCCACUAUCGUAGAUAUCCGCUCCUGCCUUGUUGGCAUAUCGACGCUCGAAAGGCGUGACUUCUGCUUUAGAAGUAGAGGGAAGGACUACAUUCAUCCCGACACAAGUGCCAAACAACCCCAUUCUGGAUACAGUCCAACGAUAGCUGCCGUCGAAAGGAAACGUGUUCUCCUUCUCCUUGAGGACGACGUUGGGCAGACACCGAUUCAUAGGGACUGGCAAGCCGGUGAGCAGGAACAGUCAACGAUGGAUAGUAACAAGACAAGAACCCUGCAUCCGAGGGAGGUGCUUCGCCAGGUUGCUGAUUCAAUGAAUGGACAGCGCAACGAACUUUCUGUUACUCUCCCUGCACACACUACCUGGAAGUCUGCUAUCCGAGCUGCGGAAGCAGCCCUCGGCGAUAUUGAUGGAUCGUUACUUUUGAUGCCCCGCGGAACUGGCAACCGUCGAUUACUUCGGAAGACAGCACUCCAGUUAGCUUCGGAGUCGCCCUCAGAAAAUGUUUUGGGUCGCCCAAUACGAACAAAUGUCGACCUAAAGACAGCAGAACCCCGCCCGCCGAUAAGUGAGGCAGCUCGCGAGCGUCUCCGUAACAUGGCUAAGGAGGCUGCCAAGACAGAAUUCCGAGAGCCGUACGCAUCACUCCGGCCAGCAUUAGGAGAAGGGCACCUCCCUAUUAUUCGUGCAGAUCUUAUUUUACGAGGGAUGGAUAGCAAUGAGACUGACCCUAUCUACAAGCUCGAAGGGAUUAAUAUGAUAUUCGAUACGGGGGCCCAUCAGACUAUUAUCGCGGACGAACUUCUCCCUACUUCUUUCCGAGAAUACCUGAAGGACUCGGUUCACGAUCCAUACCGCUCAAGUAAUGGCUUGGUUCUACAGAUUGAUGCUGCUAUAGCUUUAACAAAUUGCCCUGUUACUAUUGAAGCUGUUGCUGUUAUUAUGCCAAAAGCCAAGAUGCCAAACAAGCUAGUUGGAGUAUUGUUCGGACAAUUCUCAUGUAUUGAUCGACUCAGCCUUCGGGCUAUUCCUCGGCAGAUACUGCUUGCAAAAGGAGAAGAGAUCUCAGAGGAGCACUGGGGAGAUAUCGUGGCGGAGGAGUACCUCAAUCUGGACGAUGAAAUUGUCUCCCUCUGAGAAGUCGCUGGCAACAUUUCCAUGCGGAGACCAAACUCUUACACGAAAGGGCGGAAGGUGUUCUUUUCUUUUGCUUUGCUUAGCAACGCCUAUCGGGGUGGAUAACUAUUGUUCUUUAGCUAUCGUUUUGCUAUUAUUACC